Exaiptasia diaphana is the source of this 1564-nucleotide messenger RNA. RefSeq names its product short-chain collagen C4. The record is from RefSeq and is a predicted model, not a curated record. Lineage: Eukaryota; Metazoa; Cnidaria; Anthozoa; Actiniaria; Aiptasiidae. Bases 203 to 1234 code for a protein of 343 amino acids. The transcript is spliced from 6 exons.
GUUYUAUUAGCUAUGAUUUAACGAAGUGACGUUUUGACACUCUGAUAUUAUAAUGACCACUACAGUUUCCUUCACGAAUUUUCUCGUUUACUCAGUCACUUGAGCCUCACAACUUUUCCGCAUUGGUAGUUSCAAUAACAAUCUAGCCAACGGCUGAAAUUAUUCUUGCUACAGUUAUAAGUGAACGUUUUCUGGUGAUAAAAUGCUGUUCAAAGCCAUCUUUAUCGUGGUGGUACUUGCCAUGUUUUGGGGUGUUGACGGUGCAGAUGACGAGCAUAACGGCGUAGUGAAACGAGGCACCUUGAACAAGACAAACCAAAACUUACAGGCACUGAGCGAUGUUGUGAAAGCUUUAAAUGAAAGGAUAAAAGUUCUAGAAUCACGAUCACUUCAAGGCUGCUGUAAGGAUGGUGCACCGGGUAAACCAGGAAAAGAUGGUAAGGAUGGUACACCUGGUAAGGAUGGAGUUGGUCUGCCAGGAAGAGAUGGUAAAAAUGGUCUGCCAGGAAGAGAUGGCAAAAAUGGUCUGCCAGGAAAAGAGGGUAAAAAUGGUUUUCCAGGAAAAGAUGGUGCAUCCGGGAAAAAUGGAGUUGGUUUGCCAGGAUUAAGAGGAAGUCCUGGCAGACAAGGUCCACGUGGUGCUCAAGGACUAAGGGGCCAUCCUGGUCCUAAAAGUGGUGGUGUUCAGUACAUACGUUGGGGGAAAACCACGUGUCCUUCUGGUGCUAAACUCAUCUACAAAGGUCGUGUAGGAGGAGAGCAUUACGGCCAUAGAGGYGGAGGUUCCAACUAUGUAUGUCUGACUGAGUCUCCUAAGUACUGGAGCUACACAAAUGUCCUUAAAAAGUAUUCAGCAUUCAUGUAUGGUGCAGAGUACCAGGUUCAUUCCACCAAUCAUCCCAACCCUUUCCACAACAAGAACCUUCACAAUCACGACGUCCCUUGUGCUGUAUGCUUUGUUUCAAACCGCAACACUAAACUGAUGAUCCCGGCAACAUAUGAGUGUCCCGCGGGAUGGUCCAAAGAGUACUGGGGAUAUCUCGUGUCRGAGUGUUACAAUCACGCUAAUCAGAAAAAUUUCAUUUGCGUGGAUCAAGAUGCUGAGCCUGUCAAAGGAAGCUAUCGUAGUCGUGCCGGAGCUUAUUUGUUCGGUGUAAAAGGAAGGUGUGGUUCUCUGCCUUGUCUUCCUUACGUGGAGGGACGGGAACUGACAUGCGCAGUGUGUACCAAGUAGUGACAUGCCGGCUCAGUUCAUAUGUCAAAUGGUACAUUCAAUUGGUUAAAAUCGUCAAUAUAAAACUAAUGAGUAUGUAUAAAUAUAAAAGAUAAUUAAAGAACUUGCUCAUUUAAGGUAUUAUAACUAUUAUUCUGUUUCGAGUUAUGGAUGCUUUGUAUGUAUCAUGUACUGACAUUAUCUAGUUAUUACAAGAAGAACAAGAGAGAUUUAUCAAAAAAGAUGAAUCUGGCUGAUGACUGAAAAUAACGGAUUGCUGUGAUUGAGAAUUACAACUGACAAACGAGAAUAAGCAAUGUGCAACUUUUUCCACACAAAAAAAUAUUUUUU